AUGAAAUUAUUGAUUUUAAGAGUGGAAGAAAUAAGAAGGAAGCAGCAUCAGUUAAUAACAUCAGAUUUUCAUUCAUCUGCUGUUCAUCGAAACAAUUCCUUUCCUUCUGAAUUUGCAUCUCAACAUGAGUUAAUCAAUUUUUCACAAUCAUUUUCAUCAUCAAGUGACGGCGAUCAACAACCCGCAACUGCAGAAUGUUACGUAUCAUCACGUCGUAAACGUUUUACACGUCGUCAACGACAUAAUUUAACUGGUGGAAUUUUUGGCAAGCAUACAUCACGAUCAACAUCAACUUUAAAUAAAUUGCAUCGAUUAGAAUCUACAACAAGCAGUAGCGAUAACGAUAAUAUUAAUGAGCGAAGAAAACGUUCGACUCAAUUAACGAUAAUAACGCGUAAGAGAGGUCAAUCAACAGCAGCUGCACGGAACGCGACAACAGCAACAGCAAGAGAAUCAGCCUUUCUUUCAUUGAGGAGAAAGCGAAAUUAUGUUAAUUCCAGUUUGAUUACUCGAUCGACAACCGAAAUUUGCUACAAAUCAACUUCAACACCGGUAGCAUUAGCAUCAAUUGAACCGGUUGAUACAUUUCAAAAAUUUAAAGGACCAGCAGCUCGAAAAGCUCAUCGUCGUACAGUUCGUUAUAAAUUAAAUUCAUUCACUAACAAUCAAUUGAAGACGAAAGCAGAAUCACAAGCAGGAUUGAAUAUUCAUGCUGAAAAUAUACAACCAAAGAAAGAUACAUUUGUUCGACGUUCCGUAUCUGUUCGAGAAUUGAACGGUACAAUGAUCGAUUUUAGUAAUCAGGAUUCCGUUACCAGAUGGACAUCGCAAAUUCUUGCCGAAAUAGAUUCAUUACCAUCCAGUAGUUUUGAUUUAACCGCACAUUCAACUCCUCAAUCAUCAUCUUUUAUCAGUAGUACUACCAAUUCUGUUGCCACUACUGAUAUUAUUAGUCCGAUUACUGAUGCUAAUGCGGUAUUUUCUGAUGAGUCACAAAAUGAUCCUCUAAAGCUAAAAUCAGACAAUAACUCAUUCGAAAUGGAUGGCAUAACAAAUUUGACACCAACGAUACGAUUACGUAAUAAUGUUCCGGAAAAAUCAAUACGAUUGCAUAAUAAAGUAUCGGAGGAAAUUAGUUAUCGGAAAUUCAAUUCUAAUCAUUUUAGAAAAUUUCAAAAACGAAAUUCCUAUAAAAAAAAUAUUUCGCAUCAAUCAAUGGAAAUUCCGGAAACUUCCUGUACAGCACAUAUCGUACUAAAAGCGCUACCAUCAAAUCGUCAUAAACAAUCAGCUCAUGCAAUUGUUGUUAAUUCAUCAAAAAAUCCGGAAAAAUCAGAAAAUCUUCAUUUUCUAUCAUCGUCAUACGACAAUAGCGCUAAUCGUUGUUUAAAUUUGCAAAAUUUUAAAAGUGAAAAUAACAGCAAUGAGAUAUCACGUUUAUGGCGUUUCUUAUCUCGGAAAAAAUAUCAAUCAUUCAAAAAAUAUCUCAAAUCACAACAUCAUAAAACUACUACUUCAACAAACGAAAUCGUUUCCAACAAUGACAAUAUUUCAAGAUUUCCCGCGGGAAAUUCAUCGGUAAUCAUAACAAAUGGCAAAGAUGACAUUUUUCAAUGUAAUUCGAAAUCAGAAUGGAGGAAUAAUGAAACUGAAGCAAAUAACAGUUUACCAAUAUUCAAAAGGAAUUUAGUAUUAUCAGAAAAUAUCAAAUCAUAUCGACCUUUCUCACAAAUACCAAAAUUAUCGGACUCAAAUGAUGGUGUGCAAUGGCGAAGAAAUAUUGAUUGCGCUAAUGCAAAAAUCAAUCGUACAUGUUUCUCAAUGGAAAGUAUUGAUUUGGUAAAAGAGAAUGCCAUUGACGACAGAUUAAAAUUCUCGAGCGAAACAAAGCACAGUCAACUUCUUGAUCAGAAGAUACCAUCUCCACUUACUGCUUGGAAACGAAAGGUUCAUUAUCCUGAAAAAUGUAGCGAAGUGCUAUACUUUGUAGAAUUAGCAACAGAAACGGAGAAAUGA
Molecule: messenger RNA, 2016 nt
Organism: Cercopithifilaria johnstoni
Lineage: Eukaryota; Metazoa; Nematoda; Chromadorea; Rhabditida; Onchocercidae
Source: the annotation of a GenBank genome assembly